CAACUACAGGCAACCAUGGAGACUCUCACCACCAACAGUGGAUUAACUUCUGUUUUUACUGGAGACAACGUAACCCAGCAGUCCAAUUUGUGGAGACCGUGGACUGGAAAAGAGAAGAAAACUGACGCACACGAGACUCAUUCCAUGCAUGGGGGCCUUUCUGACGCAACGUACCCCAAAACUCCUCGGAUCGUUCACCCAGUGAAGUUGUACUGGCCGAAAUCGAGGUGCUUCGAUUAUCUGUACCAGGAGGCAGAAAUGCUCCUGCGCAACUAUCCGGUCCAAGCGACGAUCUGCCCCUAUGAGGACUCCGGCAGCGACGAGGAGAGCGAUGAGGAGGAGGAGGAGGUGGAAAAGGAGCAGAACUGAAUGUCACCCUUUGAGGCCUUUGAUGACAAAUUGUUACCUAAUGUGAUAAUAUAUAUUUCUCUUAAUUUAUUCCUGUAAAUACAUGUAAAUAGAUCUUUUUCAUUCUUAUCCC
Messenger RNA from Xiphias gladius (swordfish), 481 nucleotides. It is a transcript of the gene ripply2, whose product is annotated as ripply transcriptional repressor 2. The transcript has 3 exons. Gene Ontology annotation, biological process: embryonic pattern specification; negative regulation of transcription by RNA polymerase II. Bases 16 to 369 code for a protein of 117 amino acids. NCBI's taxonomy places the organism in Eukaryota, Metazoa, Chordata, Actinopteri, Istiophoriformes, Xiphiidae. Gene Ontology annotation, cellular component: nucleus. The record is from RefSeq and is a predicted model, not a curated record.